This is a messenger RNA of Anopheles funestus (African malaria mosquito), 808 nucleotides long. Its product is annotated as larval cuticle protein 65Ag1-like. The coding region runs from base 116 to 523 and encodes 135 amino acids. Gene Ontology annotation, cellular component: chitin-based extracellular matrix. NCBI's taxonomy places the organism in Eukaryota, Metazoa, Arthropoda, Insecta, Diptera, Culicidae. Gene Ontology annotation, molecular function: structural constituent of chitin-based larval cuticle. The record is from RefSeq and is a predicted model, not a curated record. The transcript has 2 exons.
GGUUACGUUGGAGUAUCAUUCGCAAAGAAGCUAACCGAUCGUGCUUGUUGAAGAGGAUUUGUGCGAGUGCUAGAUCACUUAUCGUCCAAAAAACCGUACCGUGUACCACGUGAAGAUGAAACAGUUCGUUGUGUUCGCUAGUGUGUGCUGUGUCCUGCUGGCAGGACGUGUUGUAUUGUCUGCACCGGCCCCCCAGCAGGCCGGAGGUGCGGGUGGAUCAAACAAUGUGGAAACGUUGAAAUAUUACAGCGAAAACAAUGGACCCGAUGGUUACAAGUUCAAUUACGAGCUGAGCGACGGACAGAUCCGAUCGGAAGUCGGUACCUACCGGGACGUGAAGGAUGCGGAGGGCAAAGACGUUAAGGCGUUGUUCGUGCAGGGAUCGUACUCGUUCGUUGGCCCCGAUGGUCAGACGUACUGGGUGAACUAUACCGCCGAUGAGAACGGUUACCAUCCGAAGGUUGGCACCGGCCCAACGGGUGGAAUUCAACCUGGACAGGAAACGCCCGUAACCAGCUCUUAGAGAAAGAGAGAGAGAGAAAGGGGGGUUGUUCGAGCGAUCGAGCUGAACUGCCAUCAGAAAUGUACUCAGCACACAGCAGGGACACUUACACAGCACAUACUCACCACAACAACACCUACCUGCGUAGAGGGAAUUACAACCCGCAUGCCCAGCGUCAGUGGCAUGCAAAGUCAGUGGCAUUCUAUUUCUAGGCUUAAGGCUAGUCGAUGUAAAUACGAUGCAUUUUUUGUGUUCCUUAGGAAAAUUUUAAGGAAGCUCAAAUAAACGAAGUGUAGGAAAAUGUAA